GGCUUUGUGCCUUACCAGAGCCGGUAAGGGAGGUGUGGGGGUGUACGUGUGUGGUAGUUUGCAAGUAGUUACCAGGACGUGCAGAGGUCAGAGCUAAAGAGGACACAAUUUUGGGACUCUCUUACUUCGGAGUCCUCUGUCCAUUUCUGUGGUGGUUUGUGUCUCUUUCUCUCCCUCGGAGGCUGCACAGGACAAAUCAUCCACUUACAUGCGCAAAACAUGCAUCCAAGAACGGAUAUCUAUUGAAAGUGUGAUGUCUACGGGGGCCGGUAAUUCUACAGGAAAUGGAGGAGAAUCCACAGUUACAUUUGAAAAUGUAAAUGUCUAGAAAGAAAGUGACCGUCUCAGGAUGCAGCCCAAGAUGGAGGAUAUGGAUCUCCAGAGGGCCAUAGCAAACGCUCAGCCACAGCUGGUGGAGUCCCUGAGUCAUACCCCUGAGUGGCUGCUUAUGAAAGCCAAACGUUUCCUCCCUCACAUGGACCUGAGCCACGUGGAUGGAAUCACUGACCGCAAAAAGAAGGUCUUGUUGCUCCUUGACGCACUUGAGAAUGCAGGGCCGAUCAUUUGGAAGCAGUUUAUCCAGUGCGUCUGCAUGGAAGGCAACCUCCCCAUGGACCUGGAGAUACAACUCAUGAGUGCGUCAGGAGAAGGUAAUUUAAACCAGGAACAAGAAGCCUUUGCAGAAGCUCCUUCUCAGUCUCCUUCUCAACCUACAGGACUUGAAAGACGUCGUCAUGGAAGCAAUUCUCAUCCCAAUGGUAAAGAGUCUAAACAGCAACGAUUAGAUUCAGCUGAAAGGUACCGGCAUCUCAUCAUUGCUUCAAUGUGCCAAAGGUAUGGAAAUGAGAGAGCAGCAGGAGCAGCUGUCCUGGGAAAAGUACAGACACCAGCUUUCAGCCAAGCCUUCGUCAACCUAGUCAUCCGGCAGAGUAAAGCUUCCCGACUAAAGGAGAGAGCAGAUAAACCCAGAGAGGACUUGGCAGGCAUGCAGGAAGCAGAGGAAUGUGUGGACACGGCUGUGAAAGUCUCAGACCUGUUUGAAAGUGUCGUUAGCUCGGGUACCACCAAGGUUAUCCUUUUGUUUGGCAAACCGGGGAUGGGAAAGACCAUGCUGAUGCAUAGGCUUUGCCAGAAGUGGGCAGAAGGAGCCUUGCAUCAAUUUCUGUUUACUUUUCUCUUUGAGUUUAGGCAGCUGAAUCUGAUCAGUAGAAAGCUGACUUUAAAGGAGCUUUUGUUUGACUUGCUCCUUCAGCCAGAAGAUUGCCCUGAUGCAGUAUUUCAGCACCUCCUGGAGAACGCCCAGCGCAUAUUGUUCAUCUUUGAUGGGCUGGAUGAAUUUGUGGGGAACAUAAGCCAGCCAUCCUCGCCUUGUUUAAGCCCUGCCCUCCACAGGCCUAUGUCCAUAUCAGAGCUGUUUGCCAAUUUCUGCUUUGGAAAACUUCUCCCUGGGUGCACGGUGCUGGUCACCAGUCGGCCUAAGAAAUUACCUGACUUUCUGUUAAACAGAGCAGAUCUGCUGGCAGAAAUUUGGGGAUUUGACCGCGAGAAGGUUGAAGAGUAUGUCAGCCACUAUUUCCACCAACAUUCCUUCAAAGAGCAGGCCAUUGCUCACCUGAAAAACAACAGCAAGCUUCUGAGCAUGUGCUUGAUCCCUGCCUUGUGCUGCAUCGUCUGCGUCUGUUUGGAAUAUUUGCUGAGGAAGCGUUUGUCAAAGGUGGAGCUUCCUCAGACCAUGACCCAAUUUUAUAUCAAAAUGCUCCUCAUCUUUAUAAGUAAGCAGCAGACAGAGGGCACUAUGAGUGAAGACACGCAGCUGAAUAACCACAGGACGGCCAUUUUGGGCCUGUGUGACCUUGCACUGAAAGGUCUGGAAGAGAAGAAGCUUGUGUUUUAUGUCGAUGAUAUCCCAGAGCAUGUGAAAGAGUUUGCUUCCCUACAUGGGUUGCUGACUGUCUUUGAGGUCAAGAGGAGUGACAGCCUCCCAGAGGCCGGCCAUGCCUUUGUGCACUUGAGUCUUCAAGAAUUCUUUGCCGCUCUGAACCUGAUGAUAAAUAACGCAGUUGACGGAAACUACCUGAAGAAAAAGUUCUCUCUGAAGUCAAAGUGGACUUUAAAAAAUGAAGCCAGGACCGAAUUCAUGGAGAAUUUUCACACCUUUCUCUCAGGCCUCUCGUCGAAAGAGUGUAGGACGUUCCUCACCCUGCUAGCUGAACGAAAUCAGGCGUGGGUGCGGGACAAGCAAGCCGCCAUCUUGCAGUCAUUGAAGAAGCUGGCAGCUACUCAUCUAACGGGGCCCAAGAUAAUUGAGCUGUGCCAUUGCGCCUAUGAAACACAAGACCUUGAAUUAGCCAAGCAUGUCGGGAGCCAGUUAAAUUUCAAGUAUGAAUUUAGAAACUUUAGAUUGACACCUCUAGAUGUUUCAGCUUUGGUUUUCAUCAUUAACUGUGGCCGGGAUUUGACUCACUUGGAUUUUGCAGGCUGCCCCAUGGAAUUAGAUUGUCUGGAGGUUCUAGCCAGCUGUAAAAAUAUAGAGCACCUGAGCUUUAGGAGCAGGAAAUAUGGUGACGAAUUUGCAGCUGCUCUUUCCAAAAGCUUGCCGAAGAUCAAGAGUCUGAAGAAACUAGAAUUAACUGGUGGUAGCAUCACUGCCCUGGGGCUAACUGGCCUGGCACAAGUCUUUCCAAACUGCCUUCAGCUUGAAGAAAUAAACUUGCAAGACAAUCGACUGAGGGACCAAGACAUGGGGAAGAUGAUUGAAAUGCUUUCCAGAGUGGAAAAGUUAAAGAUGAUUGAUUUAAGCCAUAAUGAUAUUUCGGUGAAGUCUGUUCUUACUUUGGCGAAGGGAGCCACUACUUGUCCAAAUGUUACUGAACUACAUAUAAGGAAGGACACCAUCAUGAUAUAUUUUUCUGGCCAGUCCAGAAAAGUCCCAAGAUCACCAAAUCUGAGGAGAAGGGAACAUAAAAAGGAAAAUGCUACUCAAAUAAGAAAUAUGAAGUUACGAUUACAGGACUGCAGCCUCAAUUCACAACAUGCAGUGGAGAUUGCUGCUCUUCUCAGGGACUGCGCCCACUUCUUGGAAGUGGAUUUAUCAGGUAACCAACUCGGUGAUGAAGGCUGCAGAGAGCUGGUGGAGAGUCUCCCCGAAGUACAUAUUUCCGAACGGUUGAAUGUCAGUAACAACCAGAUAUCUGUGGACGGUGUUUGCUGUCUGUUGAAUGCCGUGAACACCUGCUUGAAUGUGGUGGAGUUUGAAGCCAGCCUUCAUCAUCAGACUGCAAUCCUGAAGUUUAUAGGAGAUAAAGAAUUUCCUUCUACCCUUUCCAGGGAUACCUCUCGUAGUGGAGACCAGUCAGGUGGAGGUGAGAGCCAGAAGUCUGUGGUCUCAAGGAAAAUAAGGCUGACAGACAGUGGUUUCCCCCCCAGCGAUCUGGACAAGUUGUGCACUGUGUUGAAGAAAUGUAGCAGCGUAUCAGAGCUCGAUUUGUCAAAUAACUCUCUGGGAGACCAGGGAGUCGGGAAGCUGGUUGGACUCCUUCCGGAGCUGAAGGCAGUGAGUUUCCUAAAGCUGAGUGGCAAUCAGAUAUCCUUGAGUGCUGUGUUUGGCUUAGCUCAGUGCUUAUCGACACUGGAACACAUUAAAUCAAUAGACAUCAGCCUGGGAAACGUUCAGUCAGUCCAUUUAAUCUUCUGGGAAAGUGUCAGGAACAGCCGUACCAGAUCUGCAGGAAAGUUCCCGGCUCAUCCACAACAGUUAGAGAACGACCAUUGCUUUCGUCUUAGGGAAUGCACCGUGAGUCCCAAGGACAUGGACAGGCUCUGCCAGAUCCUUGAAAAAUGCACAGGACUAACAGAACUUGAAUUAUCUAGAAAUGCACUGAGUGAUCAAAGCAUUGAAAGGCUGCUAAUGUCCCUACCAAGUUUGCACGGUCUGAAGCUACUGAGUAUUAGGAAUAACAAAUUUUCACCAAAUUGCACUCUCUUACUGGCCAACUCCCUCAACCUGUGUGAGCGAAUCAGAGAAGUAGAAGUCAGAUCAAGCGAAAAUGCUUUUUUGCAUUUGGCGGGGAGGAUAGAAAGCCAAGAAACAUCCUGCAGGCUAACUGACUGCAGCAUCGGUCAGAACGAGGUUGAGGAACUCUGCCGAAUCCUUGAACAAUGUGGCCGUCUUGCAGAACUGGAUCUCUCUGGGAAUCAGCUCGGCAACGAGGGGCUGAGACGCCUCUUGGAUCACUUGCUCCAAAUGCAUGUUUCCCGCUUGCUGAACCUCAGCCAUAACAAAAUAUCUCAGGAUGGCGUUCUGCAUCUAAUCAACACCCUCUCCACGUGCAGAGAUGUAACAGAAGUUCAAGUCAGUUUGUGCUCCAAGGCAACGUCACUCAUCAAGUUCACAAGAGAAGAUGAACCAAGGAAGAUUUUGAGACUAACGGAGUGCAACUUUCAACCAGAACACCUGCCAAAGCUGUUCUCUCUACUGCAAAAGUGCACCAACCUGACGGCGUACAUAUCAACAAACAACAACAUGACAACCAAUGCAGUGGAAGAUCUCUUGCGGGCACUGAGGAAAAGUCUGGGAACGCUGCGAAUAAGCAUUGAAGAGCCAUGGGUGCGGAAUGAAAGUGUCGCUAGCCUUCUGCAGAUGGCCGUCCAACCCCACGGGAAUGUUACAGAGAUCACGAUAUCAAAAGACAGAGGUCUCCUUCAAGUGGGCGUGGGGUUCCCCUGUCGAACGGAGAAGAUGGAGUCUGUGGUUAGCAGGUUGAACCAGUGCAGGCUGGAAGCAAAGCACAUUCACUUUCUCCAGAGGGUUACUGAGAAAUGCACGCAGCUUCAGGAACUGAGCUGGUCUCAUAUUGAUCUCAACGAUGCUGAAGAAGCAAUGCUAGCCAGUGCGCUUCUGACUUUUCCAACGCUGAGGAAGUUUGAGCUGAUGUCCAGCAGUGUUACGCCAAGCGGAAUGGGACACCUGGUUGCAGGGUUGCAGCAAUGCCAUGCUAUUGAAGAGCUUAACCUCGGCUCCCUGGGACUUGAUGACACGGCCAUUCGCAUGCUGGUGCCAGGACUUCACAAAAUGCCUUUACUGAAAAGACUCCUCUUGAACAAUAACAGUAUUGGUAAUGAAGGCUGCUCCCACCUGGCAGAAGCUCUGAAGAAUGCUCCUCAUAUGGAAGAAAUCAAUUUAAGCCAUAACAAGAUUGAACAUGUUGGUCUGGAAAAAAUAGCCACGCUCCUGCCGGAAAUGCAAAAUCUAAAGAGAGUCAACCUGUCGUCGAACAGUAUUGGCCCAGCUGGAGGGGAGACGCUCGCGGAGGCUCUGGCUCACUGCAGGCAUGUCGAGGAGUUACUAUUAGCUAGGAACCAUGUGGGAGACAAGACGGCCGCGAGACUCUCCCUCUCUCUGCCGAGCAUGGGCCACUUGAAGAUCCUUCAUCUGCAGUCCAAUAACGUUGGUUCACUUGGAGGAACACCGCUGGCCAAAGGCCUGGUUGAAUGCCAGCAGCUAGAAGAGAUAAAUUUGUCAGAGAACAGCUUUGGGGAAGGCGCCCUCCGCACCCUGUCACAGGGGCUUCCACGGUUCACCCGGCUCAGGAAGAUUGAACUGAAAUUCUGUGGAAUCAGCGAUGGCGUUUCCAAACACCUUGCCCUCGGCUUCAGUCGUUGUCCCGUCAUUGAAGACGUCAUAUUGUCGUGGAACAGCCUUGGUGAUGAAGGUGCCCUGGAGCUGGCCACGGUUCUCCCGAGAAUGGCAAGGCUGAGGAUGCUAGAUCUGGACAAAAACCGCAUUGCAGCCCGGGGUGCCAAAAAGCUAGCGGAGGAGCUCGCCAAGUGUUGUGGAAUUCAAGUCAUCCGGCUUUGGAGCAAUCCAGUACCCAAGAACAUUGAAGAAAGUCUUACGAAGCAAGAUGCAAGAUUGCAUUUCUCAUUCUUUUGAUAAAGGAAGAACAGCAAAUGAGUAAGAACUGAUUUGGUAGGGCAGGUUACCCUGGGGAAUUGCACCGAAGAGGAGCCGAGAGAAACUGAAAAAGCAGUAUUCUAAAAAUAAACACUGCAAGCAUGUAGCGUUCUUGCCCUGCUCUCAGAACACACAGGUUUUCUUUAUCUGUAACUCGAAUAACUAUUAUAUAAACUGCAAACUCAGCUUCCUCUAAGGAGUUCUAAGGUUACUCCCUGCAAGCCCUCUCUGUUCCUCACCUUAGUUCCCUUCUACCUCAAAGGGAGAUUUAAUUGUUUAUACUCCUGGGUUGAAGCCAAUAAGAUCCACUGGGUCUGGCAAUCGGGGUGAGUCAGAAGGAUAGCUCUGUAUCUUUAUACAGGACCAUAACACCUGGUACCAGGGUGAGUCAGAAGGACUCUGCAUCUCAGUGUAGGGAGCUAGAACCUGACACCCUAUUGCAAAUAUUCUCCCAUGUGUUGUUUGAAUAUGGUGUAUGUUUCCCUCAGACCGGUAUCACUUCUAAGGCUGGGCAAAAUAGUCACAACAAACUGGGGACCGCUUGGGAUUUUGUUUUGAUUCUGCACACUCCCUGAAAGAGCACAAGAACAAAUCCGCACAGACACACCCCUGGAACCCCGACCUGGGAUAUUCUAUCUGCUACCCAAGAUCCACAAACCUGGAAAUCCUGGACGCCCCAUCAUCUCAGGCAUUGGCACCCUGACAGCAGGAUUGUCUGGCUAUGUAGACUCCCUCCUCAGGCCCUACGCUACCAGCACUCCCAGCUAUCUUCGAGACACCACUGACUUCCUGAGGAAACUACAAUCCAUCGGUGAUCUUCCUGAAAACACCAUCCUGGCCACAAUGGAUGUAGAAGCCCUCUACACCAACAUUCCACACAAAGAUGGACUACAAGCCAUCAGGAACACUAUCCCCGAUAAUGUCACGGCUAACCUGGUGGCUGAACUUUGUGACUUUGUCCUCACCCAUAACUAUUUCACAUUUGGGGACAAUGUAUACCUUCAAAUCAGCGGCACUGCUAUGGGUACCCGCAUGACCCCAUAGUAUGCCAACAUUUUUAUGGCUGACUUAGAACAACGCUUCCUCAGCUCUCGUCCCCUAAUGCCCCUACUCUACUUGUGCUACAUUGAUGACAUCUUCAUCAUCUGGACCCAUGACAAAGAAGCCCUUGAGGAAUUCCACCAUGAUUUCAACAAUUUCCAUCCUACCAUCAACCUCAGCCUGGACCAGUCCACACAAGAGAUCCACUUCCUGGACACUACCGUGCUAAUAAGCGAUGGUCACAUAAACACCACCCUAUACCGGAAACCUACAGACUGCUAUGCCUACCUACAUGCCUCCAGCUUUCAUCCAGACCACACCACACGAUCCAUUGUCUACAGCCAAGCUCUACGAUACAACGACAUUUGCUCCAACCCCACAGACAGAGACAAACACCUACAAGAUCUCUAUCAAGCGUUCUCACAACUACAAUACCCACCUGCUGAAGAGAAGAAACAGAUUGACAAAGCCAGAUUUUCCACUGAAUGCAUCCAAUGAAGUGAGCUGUAGCUCCCGAAAGCUUAUGCUCAAAUAAAUUGGUUAGUCUCUCAGGUGGCACAAGUCCUCCUGUUCUUUUUGCGAAUACAGACUAACACGGCUGCUACUCUGAAACCUGUCGUUACUGUGUGGACCUCAGCGUGCUGUCAAGCAAACAAAGAUCAAUCUUCACAUUUUGAUCACGUAAAGAUCACGGCUCAAUGAGAAAAUAGCCCUUUCAGAAUGAGCAAAGUCUGGAGGCUGCAAAAUGGCGUAGAACAAAAUGGUGAAUACUGUGUGUGAGGUAUUUCAAGGUGGGGCCAGGAGAAAGACGUUCCCUAUUUUCAUCCUGCUUUCAUUGUUUUGUUGGGCUUGGAAUGCUACAUGGGGCCCUAUAUUUGAAGUUGCACUACCCUGCUUGACGUGUGGUCUUCGAUGCAAUGCUGCAGUCGCUCCGUGGGCCCAAGCCUGCGAUCUGAUCUGUGUGAGCGUGUAGUCAAAGGGUCUGGCCAUGCAUAUCCAAUUGCAGGAUUGGAGCCAUGCGGAGCGCCUUAUUUAUACCCAUUCAUUGCCAUGUGGGUGACUUGUAUGUUUGGUACUGUAAAUAUUUAACCUCUGAAAUGGAUUUAUUUAUCGACUUGUUUACAGCAGUGGUUUGGAUUGGGCGCUGCAUUCUGUUCUGUUCAAAGAGGCACCGUUAGCGAUAACGAGUGCUGAUAAGUGAAGAGCACAUGUACUGCUGGAUCCCACUGUUCCAUGAAGUAUGAGCAGUGAUUGUUUUUACUGAAAGAUCAGUGUUAAGUUUCCCAAGGUGCAUAUUUGGUUUUAAUUUAUAUGACUCUUUUGGCUGCAAAGUGGUUAUGCUCUGAAAAGGGAUGGGGCGGGGAGCCCAAAAUCACCACUGAGCUUCCAUAUUUAGGUCCAAAUUCAGUAACGCGCUUGAGCUUAUGUGAUUUGAGCAUGCGCUCAAAGUUAAGCACGUACUUUGGUGGAUCUGGGUUGUAUUUCCUUUCUAUAUUUCCAGAUGUAAUUUGCUUAGUUUACAAGUGAAAAUAGGAUUUUUUUAACUGCCAGCCCAGCAAACUGCAAAUGGAUGGCUCCUCGUGAUCUGCUGUGGUCACUGAACCCAAGAAGCAUCUGUGAGUUUGAGUUCUGCCCUUAGCAGGUUGCUGAGAACAUGUGUGGGACACAUUAAUUGUUCUCUGCCUACACGGUCUCUCCCAGAAGUUUAGGCGAUCAGAUUAGCUGAUUCUAAUGGUCCCUUCUGGCCUGAAAAUCUAUGACACUCGGGCUGGGAACCUAAACGUCAAGUUGGUUUCUUCCUGCAUUUUAAACCAGCAUUGGCUGCUUUGUGCACUGAAUUGUGAUCAUAGUUUUGUCACCUUCAAAAACAGCUAUUGCAGAAGUUCUCUGCUUUUAUCACCCACUCAGUAAAACAAAAAUUCUAGAAACAAAUUAUAGCACUUGUAAAAGCAGAUUUCUUUGCCUCUUUUAUCGUCUUAUUGAUAACACUGUAACUUCUACAUUUGGAUAGUGGGUCAGAUUCUACUCGUUUAUUUUCCUCUUUCAUUGGUUGGAAACAUUCACUGUUGCACAAAUUUUUAUGCCUUUUAAUGAGAGCAUAUGUGUGAUUAUUGAAUAAAUAAGAGCACCUGGGAUUCUGAAA
This is a messenger RNA of Chelonia mydas (Green sea turtle), 9137 nucleotides long. It is a transcript of the gene NLRC5, whose product is annotated as NLR family CARD domain containing 5. The transcript has 48 exons. The record is from RefSeq and is a predicted model, not a curated record. Bases 350 to 5932 code for a protein of 1860 amino acids. Gene Ontology annotation, biological process: positive regulation of MHC class I biosynthetic process; inflammatory response; positive regulation of transcription by RNA polymerase II. Lineage: Eukaryota; Metazoa; Chordata; Testudines; Cheloniidae. Gene Ontology annotation, molecular function: protein binding.